Molecule: messenger RNA, 5521 nt
Organism: Chiloscyllium plagiosum (whitespotted bambooshark)
Lineage: Eukaryota; Metazoa; Chordata; Chondrichthyes; Orectolobiformes; Hemiscylliidae
Gene: usp22
Product: ubiquitin specific peptidase 22
Biological process (GO): protein deubiquitination
Molecular function (GO): cysteine-type deubiquitinase activity; zinc ion binding
Source: RefSeq, a predicted model, not a curated record
CGCAAAGCGGCCGCCAUCUUAACCAAUGAUUCCACGGGAGUGGGUGGAACUUCCUGCAGUGCGGCGAGUUUACUUUCCUCCCCCCGGAGCGCUACCGCCUGACGACCAUCAUCCUUUGCCGACACUAUGGGCUUUUCUUCAUAUAAAUAAUCGGAGCCGCGACGGCGGCGGGCGGCGCUUUGGGGGUGGAAAGCGGCGGAGGAGGAGGCGGUGCGGGGACAGCUUGCGGCCCGAGAUUGCGCGGUGGCGGCAGUGCUUGUGGUGCGGCUCCUGUCAUGAGUCCGGCCGGGUGCUCCCAUGUGAACAGUUUUAAGGCGGACAAUUGGAAGCAGAGCCUGCGAGUAAUUUACCAGUGCUUUGUGUGGAGUGGGACUGCAGAGAGCAGGAAAAGGAAGGCAAAAUCCUGCAUUUGCCACAUGUGUGGCGCUCACCUCAAUCGACUUCAUUCCUGCCUUUAUUGUGUCUUUUUUGGUUGUUUCACCAAGAAACACAUUCACGAGCACGCAAAGUCCAAGCGCCACAACUUAGCCAUAGACCUCUUGUAUGGAGGUAUAUAUUGUUUUAUGUGUCAAGAUUAUAUAUAUGAUAAAGACAUGGAACAAAUUGCCAAAGAAGAACAAAGAAAAGCAUGGAAGUUGCAAGGGGUUGGUGAAAAGUAUUCAACGUGGGAACCAACAAAAAGAGAAUUGGAGUUACUACGGCAUAAUCCCAAACGCAGGAAGAUAACUACAAAUUGUACCAUCGGUCUCAGAGGCCUAAUAAAUCUAGGGAACACCUGCUUCAUGAACUGCAUUGUCCAGGCACUUACCCACACUCCACUACUCCGGGAUUUUUUCCUUUCUGACCGACACAAAUGUGAAAUGCAAAGUCCCAAUUGCUGUCUGGUUUGUGAAAUGUCUAGGCUAUUUCAGGAGUUUUACUCUGGUUACCGCUCACCACAUAUUCCAUAUAGGUUAUUGCAUCUGGUUUGGACACAUGCACGGCAUUUAGCAGGGUACGAGCAGCAGGAUGCACAUGAGUUUCUGAUUGCUGCACUAGAUGUUCUACAUAGGCACUGCAAAGGUGACGAUAAUGGGAAGAAAGCCAGUAAUCCAAACCACUGUAACUGCAUUAUUGACCAAAUCUUCACUGGAGGACUGCAGUCUGACGUCACUUGCCAAGUCUGCCACGGUGUCUCCACUACAAUAGAUCCUUUCUGGGACAUCAGCCUGGACUUACCUGGGUCUUCUACGCCAUUCUGGCCCUUAAGUCCAGGCUCUGAUGGGAAUGUUGUGAAUGGAGAAAGCCAUAUGUCCUCUGGAACUACCACACUUACAGACUGUCUACGAAGGUUUACAAGACCUGAGCAUCUUGGAAGCAGUGCCAAAAUAAAAUGUAGUGGUUGCCAUAGUUAUCAAGAGUCAACAAAACAGCUUACAAUGAAGAAACUUCCCAUAGUGGCUUGUUUUCAUCUCAAACGUUUUGAACACUCGGCUAAGUUACGGCGAAAGAUCACUACAUACGUCUCUUUUCCACUGGAGCUGGACAUGACACCAUUUAUGGCUUCCAGUAAAGAGAGCAGGAUGAACGGACAGUACCAACAGCCUGUGGAUAGUCUAAACAAUGACAAUAAAGUCCUAUGUGAACACAGGCUGAGAGAGAUGCAUCUUGUGUGUAUGUGUGGGCAUGACAUCAUAACUGGCAAGCAACCCAAUCACAAGUAUUCGCUGUUUGCAGUAGUCAAUCAUCAGGGAACACUGGAGAGUGGGCACUAUACCAGCUUCAUUCGACAACACAAGGACCAGUGGUUUAAGUGUGAUGAUGCAAUUAUCACCAAGGCUAGCAUAAAAGAUGUGCUAGACAGUGAAGGGUAUCUCUUGUUUUAUCACAAACAGUUCCUUGAAUACGAAUAGCCUUAUCAGACUGGGGGAAGCCUUCAGAACGAUACACAACCUACCUGAAACUCUAAGUACUGUCAGCACUGAGUGAACCUACUUGACACUGAUUUUGGUCUGAAGCAGUGAGACUGAACACCUGAUGGAAUGAGAUGGGAGGAGGCAUGGGUCAUCCUCGCAGCUGCAGCCCGCAUGUCCGCAGGGAGGGGGGGGGGGAGGGUGCACAUCUCAGCUUCUGUUUCCAUGGUGCUUGAGCUCCAGCCGACCAAGUGUACAACAACAAUGACAAACCAACCCAUUACUAUGCGAUGGGUCUGAGAGCAAAUGGAUGGUAUUAUUGACUUGCAGAUACAUUUCUGUGGAUUUAGAUAUUGAGUACUGUAUGAAACUAGUGGGCAUCUAUUUUCAGAAAAUGGCCAUUAAAACUGAAUGCAGUACUGAGACAGGUUUUCAGUAUGUACGCAUUGCCAGAGGACUGCAGAUUGAUGCAACCCAACAGAUCUCUAUAUCGGGCCCAGGUUUGUUUGCAUUCUAGCUGUGUUCUAAUUUUUUUUUCCCUGUCAGAGCAAGAUUCAGAGCAGCUGUGCCGUAAUGAAACUGUACUGAACUUAGUAUUUGUUUAUUGUACAAACUCUCGUGUUUCGAGAUGGCCUUACAUCACUGAGUGGUGGAAAAGUCUGUGUUCAUGUCUUAAAAUACACACACGCACACACCACACACACAUGCACAUUUGCAGUUUGAAUAAUGGCCACAGUGACUGCUCUUGAUUCUUCCCCUUGAUUUAUUUUUUAAGUUAUGCAGUCUGGGGUAUAUCAGUAGAUCAAUGUUUGGGAGCUUUUGCUGUUUUGUCAGAAAGCACGAUCCAUAUGGCAGUCCUAGUGGCCUUCAUUGAACGAAACAACGUGAUCAGACCAGAGAGCCUAAGAUGAGGGAAUGCCGAUGAAACACAGCCUAUUCUGUUCACUUUUAAGAUUUGAUUCCGUUUUGGUUGCUUUUGGAAUGAUGAUUCACAAGUAAUUGAAUAUUCCAUGCGUAUAUCUCGAGUAAGAUAGUAUGUUUGAGAGCAGCAGCUGCUGGAUAAAUUGUUCCACAGUAGCUGGUCCUGUUCAUUUUAGAAUGCCACACACUGAGAAUUGAAGACAAAAAUUAAUAAUUUUUGAGAUUAAUGAAAAUUCAUAAAACAGAAGGUUUAGGAAAUUAUAAUUUGUUUAGUAUGAUCAGCAAGCUUCCUGUUGACUCUGAACAGUUCUUCAGUACGCCAUUGGUAAUGUAUCCCAAGGCAUUGUUAUCCUUAUUGUACCAAAUGUCUGAAUAUCCUGUUGAUUUAGCAACUUGAGGCAGAAAUGCUUUGUUUUCCAUUACUCGCAAGAAGAUAGUUUGCUUUUUAAAUGUUGCAGUGUUCUUCUGAUCUACAAUCUUGAUAAAACACCAUGAGUAGAAGAUUGAACAGUCAUUGAAAUUUUCAAGGACACAUGGUAUCUCUUUUCCAGUAGCUAUAGCUCUCUGUAUUGUGAUGGCAUUCUCAAUAGCCACUAAUUGUCAAAAAAUUAGUGUCAAGAAAUGCAAGGCUCUGUGAAACUCUCUAAUUUCAGCUUCUAGCAGUUCUGUUCAUUCAUGUUAGCCAAAGUCAACUUUUCUCUUCUUAAAAAGUUAAUAUUUUUGAGCUUCAAUAGCUGGAAGUUCAAUAAGCUUCCACCAAGCUUCAUCCAACCAACACGAGCAGUUCAAGAGCAGUUCCAGCUUCCUGUACAUUUUUCUUAAUUAUUUGCUUUUCUUGAUAGACGGAGGACAGGCAACAAUCAUAAUUUGUUUUUCUUGUUUAUUUUGAGAAUGUGUAGCUGCAAUUGUCCCAAUUUUUUUUAAAGUUAGCAUAUUUUAUUUCUAAAUUUGGCUCUGAUUUAUUUUGGUUCUAGUGUGCAUGUUUUCAAUUUCAUCAAACUCACUGCAGUUUGUCCUUGUUGAAAUGUUGAGUUUUUUUGUCAAUUCAUUGCACUUUAUUUUAAUAUUCUUGAAGUUUGGUCGUGGGAUCUUCUAGAUUAUCUUUGCAGGAAUCAUUGAUAUUUUCUAGUUAGAAUCCUUUGUACUUGAACUGAAUUUGCUUGGGCUGUAUAACCUGCUCCAAGCAGUUUGAUCCCUUCUUUACUUAUGUUUGUGCCAUUUGUGUUGCCUUUAUGGUGUCGAUAGAAAAUUUUAAUUACUUGUUUACAGACCUGGAGAUUGAGCCAGUUGUUUUUUCAGGGUUGUCUGAAGAUUAUUCUCAAAGGAGGGAUAUGGCAAAUGACAUUUGGAUCUCCAGUGCAUGACAAGUGAACCUAUGCAACAGGAAAUCCAUUAUCCCCAAAUAAGGCUGCAUUCAGACUAUGGAAACAUAUUUUAAUUAUCCUAAUUUUAAUGCUGUCAUACCACUUAACCUUCCAGUGGUGUCAUUACUGCAGUUGAGCACUGCCUCUCUGUUUUUUCUUGUCAUCGAAGUAAGGUUUCACAGUGCCUUGCAUGACUCUAGACAGACCACUCUCAGCUCUGAAUAUCAGUGGGCAGAAAAAGUUUUUGAAAGCUGUGUUUCAUUUGUGUUUCUUCUUUUCAGAUGGGCCUUCUAAGUAUUGGGUUUUCUUGUAACUGCAGUGAAGUGUAGAACCUGUGCUGUUUACAUGUAGGUGAAUGCGGUGUAAGUACCAUGUGGGCAUUUCAAAUGCCAGCCCCUGUGUAUAGUGCAGUGUGGCAGAAACUAAGUAUUUGGGUAUGGCAUGUGGAAUGUCUACACGGCAGUGUAAGCUACAUUUUGAGAAUUGUUUUCUCUGUGCAUUUGAAGUCAAGUGACAAAAUCCCCACUAUUGUGGUAAGAUAUGUUCCCUACAAACAUUCCCAUCUGUACUUUUUAAAUGUUACUGUGAAGUUGUACAAUCAAUGAUUUAUACAACAAAGAUUAAAAAGGUUACAGAUUUCAUGCACACAUUUGCCUGAAAUGAUGAUGUAAUAGCUAAUGACUGUCAACUAACUUAGACCUGAAAGCAAAGACAGGAUUACAAUUUUUAUAGUUUUGAUAGUCCUGCUAUCAUUCAAGGACAGCUGCUAACUAUUAGCUACAACAUCAUCCAUUCUGGUAAUAAGGUUACAGAACCUCCAAAGCUGUCAUUGCCAGUGAUUUAAUUUUUAAACCCAAAAAGGAGAGUUCCUAAUCAUUGAUCUUCAGUCCUGCAAUUGUGCAAAAGUCUCAAGCGUGUCACUUGGUCUUCAGAAUGUCAGUCAGUCCUGCAAUGACUGACUCUCAUUCAACUUCAACUGAUGUGUAGUUCACCGUAGCAGAAUGGAUUUAAAAGCAAGAGGAAAGUGAAAACAUCCAACUGUAAUAUGGACUGCUUUCACACACCUUGCCCUCAAGAGGCUGAUAACAAAAGAAUAGCCUCAGCAGUUUAUAGGAGAUGUGCUCAGUUCAUGAGCUUGGAUAAUCACAGUGCAUUUUGGGAGUUGUUGUCCUUUUUUUUAUUUGUGGGUCUUAGUGUUCGAUAUACAAAAGCUGCUUAAAUGAAACUGUUUCCCGGAAUGCCAGGUGGUUCAAGUGUAUCCCAUGUUAAGGGUCAUUUGUUAAUGCACUGUCCUCAGUAUGAAAUGUAAGGACUCCCAUUUAAUAUCCUCCGGACAGGGUAAUG